This is a messenger RNA of Mangifera indica (mango), 1763 nucleotides long. Its product is annotated as IAA-amino acid hydrolase ILR1-like 6. Gene Ontology annotation, cellular component: endoplasmic reticulum. Gene Ontology annotation, biological process: auxin metabolic process; jasmonic acid metabolic process. The transcript is spliced from 4 exons. Gene Ontology annotation, molecular function: IAA-Ala conjugate hydrolase activity. NCBI's taxonomy places the organism in Eukaryota, Viridiplantae, Streptophyta, Magnoliopsida, Sapindales, Anacardiaceae. The record is from RefSeq and is a predicted model, not a curated record. The coding region runs from base 47 to 1483 and encodes 478 amino acids.
UUUUCCCUCACUCCUUUGAACUUUCCUUCUCAUUUUCUUCCCAAACAUGAAUCAUCUAAACCUUUCCGUUACUUUCUCCAUCUCAGUCAUAAUAAUAACAGUUUUUCAGAACAAUAUUUUAUUGCAUGUCAAAUCCUCAACUCCUUCAGAUAAUCAAUAUUCUUUCUUUGAUAUAAGCACUCUCGCUUCCUCGCCGUUGCAGUCCGGCAACAACAAGAACAAAUCGUGCACUUCACGGCCGACGUAUUUCCGCUGCCAGGUAUGGACACAGGACUGCUCCGAUGAGGUUUUGGCCCUGGCUCGCUGGCCGGAGAACGUCAAUUGGUUGAAAACUGUGAGGAGAAAAAUUCACCAGCACCCGGAGCUUGCUUUUGAAGAAUAUGAAACAAGUAAGUUGGUCCGGGCUGAGUUGGAUCGGAUGGAAAUUAAAUAUAAAUAUCCGUUGGCCAAAACGGGUAUUCGGGCCUCUAUUGGGACCGGAGGCCCGCCGUUUGUGGCCAUCAGAGCUGAUAUGGAUGCACUUCCUAUUCAGGAGGCUGUUGAGUGGGAAUAUAAAAGCAAAGUUGCUGGAAAAAUGCAUGCUUGUGGACACGAUGCACAUGUUACAAUGCUCAUCGGUGCUGCCAAGAUCUUGAAGAGCCGUGAACAUCUUUUGAAGGGAACUGUAGUACUGAUAUUUCAACCAGCAGAGGAAGCUGGAAACGGUGCAAAACGGAUGAUUGGAGACGGGACUCUUGAAGAUAUAGAGGCCAUAUUUGCAGUUCAUGUAUCUCAUGAGCAUCCAACUGGUGUCAUUGGCUCAAGGCCUGGUCCUUUGUUGGCUGGCUGUGGCUUAUUCAGAGCCGUGAUUAGUGGAAAAAGAGGCCACGCCGGGAACCCACACCACUCAGUUGACCCCAUCUUAGCAGCCUCCGCUGCUGUAAUCAGCUUACAAGGCCUUGUUUCUCGUGAAGCUGAUCCACUGGACUCACAGGUUGUCUCAGUAACUUCAUUCAAUGGAGGGAAUAAUCUGGACAUGAUUCCUGAUACAGUUAUUAUUGGUGGAACCUUCAGGGCUUUUUCUAACACUAGCUUCUACCAACUUCUCCAAAGAAUACAAGAGGUGAUUGUGGAGCAGGCCAGUGUUUUCAGAUGCUCGGCAACAGUUGAUUUCUUUGAAAAGGACUCCACAAUAUACCCCCCUACGGUGAACAACCAGCGCAUGUACGAGCAUGUGAAGAAGGUUGCCACCGAUUUGUUGGGUCCACUGAACUACAGAGUGGUUCCACCCAUGAUGGGGGCUGAGGACUUCUCCUUUUACUCGGAGGUGAUUCCUGCAGCUUUCUUCUACAUUGGAAUUAGGAACGAGUCAUUGGGGUCAAUACACACAGGCCACUCCCCAUACUUUUUGAUCGAUGAAGAUGCUCUACCCAUAGGCGCAGCAGUUCAUGCUACUAUAGCAGAAAGAUAUCUUUAUGAGCAAGGAAAAAGUCGGGGACUUUAAGCUGCAGCUUUUGCUACUAAUGCGGUAAGUUUUAAACUUGACUAGCAAGAGAAUAGUAUUUGAAAAAAAAAAAAAAGUGCUCUGCUUUUUUCCAGUGCACUUGGCGACGUUAAUCUACUACAUAUUUGAAGGUCAGGCCAACGGCCUUGGUUUUUUCGGUGUACUUGGGUUAUGGGAUAUGCAAGGGCAAGAUUUUCGUUGGAAUUGUAGAUGAACAAGACAAUCUUCUGGUGUUGUAAUACUUACCGCAUGUUUUAUAUAUACCCGUAGUUUGAUUUCA